Messenger RNA from Paramecium octaurelia, 1299 nucleotides. The record is from the annotation of a GenBank genome assembly. Lineage: Eukaryota; Ciliophora; Oligohymenophorea; Peniculida; Parameciidae.
AUGAAUAAUUAUCAAAUUACAACAUCUUAGUGCUCCCCUAACAAUAUUUUAGCAGUUUGUGUUGUAAUUAGAAAGCACUUUUUUAAAGACAGAUAAUAUUAUUUAUCAUUAACUCAACAUUCUUUAACUUUGAGUGAUGUAAAUUUUUGUCACGAUUAUUUAAAUAGGGUCCUAAUUAAAAGUCCCCUAAAUAUACGCAACUUUUGGGACUGGACAUUGUGUUCACUUGGUUAUUGGACUAACAAAAUAUAAUUGGAUUCACUUUAUUUUAUAGGGGAUAAGUUAAGGAAUUUUAUGGAAAAGCAAGCGACAUGCAAUAUUUAAGAGAAAAAAUGGGAUAAUUAGUUAUAUAUGAUAAUAUAAAAAAAUUUUAUUUUCUGAAUGAGAAGAAUGAAAAAGGAUCUUUUGGAAAAGUAAAUUAAAAAUAUUUUUAGGUUAUGUUAGGUAUUUGUAAGCUUUCACAAAAGUAAGUAGCCAUUAAAUAACUAGAAAUUCAGAAAAAUUCAUAGCCAGUUAUAAAAAAUGAAAUUAACAUUUUGAGAACCAUCUAUAACUAUUAUUCACAGAACAUCUUGGAAUUAAAAGAAGUAUUUAAAGAUAAAUACUCCUAUUUUAUUGUCACAGAAUUUAUAGAGGGAUACAAUUUGCAAUAAUUAUUAUCAACAAGAAAAACUCCAUAUUCUUUAUAAGAGUCAUUAUACAUUGUUGAAGUAUAUUUGAUAAAAAUAAAUAUAGUAAGUUUUAAAAGGUUUAACACAAAUACAUCAAUCUCGUGUAAUACACAGAGAUCUAAAACCAUCAAAUAUCAUGUACAAUUAUAAUAAAAUCAAAAUCAUUGAUUUCGGACUUUCAUGUUUUUGUGGCAAAUAAUUGGAUGAGUUUCCUAAUUGUGGUACAACGGGUUAUUGUGCACCAGAAGUCUUAAAUGCAUAAAAAACAAUUUUAACUUAUAACUAUAAAGUUGAUAUUUUUAGUCUUGGAUGCAUUUUCUAUGAAAUACUAACAUUGAAAAAAGUGUUCCCAUAUAAUAAAGAAUAAUCGACUUAUUAUUAAAAUCAGAAUUGCUUAAUAAAUAUAGAAGAAUAAGGUUAAAUUUAUGAUUUAAUUAAAUUAUUUCUUAAAGAAGAUCCUAAAUAACGAUUAGAUACUUUUUAAGCAUUAAAAUUAGUUUAAAAUUUUAUAGAAAUGAAGAAUUUUGAUGUAAAUACUUGGUAUAAAAUAUAAUUUGAGAAAGACUCAUUAAGAAAUAAUUCUGAUGAAAAUUUUAUCUAAAAUUUGUCAGGUAUAUUUAAAUUUUGA